Pundamilia nyererei is the source of this 2232-nucleotide messenger RNA. RefSeq names its product dopachrome tautomerase (gene dct). The transcript has 8 exons. Gene Ontology annotation, molecular function: dopachrome isomerase activity; oxidoreductase activity. Gene Ontology annotation, biological process: ventricular zone neuroblast division; positive regulation of neuroblast proliferation; developmental pigmentation. The record is from RefSeq and is a predicted model, not a curated record. Gene Ontology annotation, cellular component: melanosome. The coding region runs from base 387 to 1934 and encodes 515 amino acids. NCBI's taxonomy places the organism in Eukaryota, Metazoa, Chordata, Actinopteri, Cichliformes, Cichlidae.
GCAUAAAGUCUCUAUACAUAUCCUUAAUAGUUCCUUCAGGCAGUUGCUUGGUUAAUUCAUCCGGAUCUUAGUGUGGCUCACAGCUCUGCUGUCAGGUGAUCAUCACAAGACCAGUGGCUUAAUCCUCCUCUACAAAAGCAAGAACAGAAAUCAGAGGCUUUCUUAAUGUGCAUGGAGGCAACUGGAACACAACAUGAUUUAGCUGCAGGAAUUGUUUCUGUAGAUAUUAAACCUAUCACUGAAUCUAAUUCAAAGAUACACAGCAAGGAACCGUAGCAGAGUGAGAUUCCACACUCUUCUGGGGUAACUAAUUGAGCGUAUUACAGCUGAGAUUUGAUCUACAAACUGAUUUGUCACUGCUGACUGAAAGAAACAGGUGAUAUAUCAUGAUUGCUCUGGGUCUUGGUCUUCUUUGUUUACUCUUUGGCCCUGACCUGUCAGAGGCUCAGUUUCCUCGAGUGUGCUGCACAGUGGAGGGGAUUUUGUCCAAGCAGUGCUGCCCUGCUGUGGGCUCAGACCCUGCCAAUGUGUGUGGCUCACUGUCGGGAAGAGGAAGCUGCACUGCUGUUCGAGUCGACACCAAACCCUGGGGAGGACCGUACAGACUAAGGAAUGUUGAUGACAGAGAGAGGUGGCCGACCAAAUUCUUCAAUCAGACUUGCAGAUGUACUGGUAACUUUGCAGGUUAUGAUUGCGGCCAGUGCAAGUUUGGCUGGAUCGGACCAAACUGUGACCAGAGGAAAGCUCCCGUUGUGCGGAAGAAUAUCCACUCCUUGACCCCUGAAGAGCUCCAAGAGUUCCUGGACGCUCUGGAACUGGCCAAGAGCAGCAUCCACCCAGACUACGUCAUCGCCACUCAGCACUGGCUCGGACUCCUCGGACCAAAUGGAACCGAGCCACAGAUUGCCAACAUCUCCGUUUAUGACUUCUUUGUCUGGCAGCAUUACUACUCUGUUAGAGACACUCUGCUUGGUCCAGGUCGUCCCUUCAAAGCCAUUGAUUUCUCACACAAAGGGCCAGCAUUCAUUACUUGGCACAGGUAUCACCUCCUGAGUUUGGAAAGAGAACUCCAGAGACUUACUGGCAAUGAGAAUUUUGCAAUCCCAUAUUGGAACUUUGCCACAGGGCAGAGUGAGUGUGAUGUGUGUACUGACACUCUGCUGGGAGGCAGAAACCCAGACAACCCCUUCCUCAUCAGUAACCAGUCCCGGUUCUCCAGAUGGGGGGUGGUGUGUAACAGUCUCGACGACUACAAUCGUCUCGUGACCCUUUGUAAUGGAACCAGUGAAGGUUUCAUACAGAGAGGGAUGAUCCGGCAAGGCAACAGGACUCUGCCUACAAUGACUGACGUCAGAAGCUGUCUUGGAAUUCGGGACUUUGACAGCCCUCCCUAUUUCACCAACUCCUCCUUUAGCUUUAGAAAUGCUCUCGAAGGGUACGACAAACCAGAUGGAGAACUGGACGAAACCGUUGAUAACCUUCACAAUCUUGUCCACUCAAUGCUCAAUGGAACCAGCUCGUUGGCUCACUCUGCAGCCAAUGACCCCAUCUUUCUGGUGCUCCAUGCUUUCACUGAUGCUAUUUUUGAUGAAUGGAUGAGAAGGUUUGUUCCAUCCAACGCCACUUUCCCAGAUGAGAUGGCCCCCAUUGGACACAACAGAGACUACAACAUGGUUCCCUUCUUCCCUUCCAUUACUAAUGAGGAAGUGUAUGUUCCAUCUGAGCAGCUGGGAUAUUCUUAUGCCAUUUCCCUGGAUGAUGCAGAUGGAGGACCGGCUGUUUUUGUGCUGGGCUCCACUCUGGGAGGAAUCUUCAUCGGUCUCCUGGUACUUCUCCUUAUCUUUGUGCUCUACCUGCGUCAGCGGAGAAACAGAGGCUUUGAACCUCUGAUAAAAGCAGAUUUCACAAAUAGAAAGUACACAGAAGAAGCCUAGAUUUCACCUGUUGUUCUGAAAUGCGCUUGAGUGCUCAAACAUACCUCAUAGUAAUGGAGCACCCUGUCUGCUGUCACGACUGUGAAGAAGAGCAGAAUAAUAAUCUUCUCUUUGAAUAGCAUGUUGUUUUUUAGCUGUUGCAUCUAAUUUCAUGUUAGCAAAUGAAUCACACGAUUGUUCUACCAAGUACCUCGCACUCUUAAAUCAGUCUUCAAUUAAAUGCAUUUCUACUUUAACCAGUUUUAACCUGAUUUACCAUCUCAAUCAUCAAUAUAUAUAAAACAUAUAUGAUUACAAA